This is a messenger RNA of Penicillium longicatenatum, 1455 nucleotides long. RefSeq names its product glycine hydroxymethyltransferase SHM2. Gene Ontology annotation, molecular function: cobalt ion binding; pyridoxal phosphate binding; serine binding. Lineage: Eukaryota; Fungi; Ascomycota; Eurotiomycetes; Eurotiales; Aspergillaceae. The coding region runs from base 43 to 1455 and encodes 470 amino acids. The transcript is spliced from 4 exons. Gene Ontology annotation, biological process: tetrahydrofolate interconversion; L-serine catabolic process; folic acid metabolic process. The record is from RefSeq and is a predicted model, not a curated record. Gene Ontology annotation, cellular component: cytoplasm.
CCUCCUUUCUUCCCUCAUUCUCCCCCCCUUUCACACUUCACAAUGUCCACCUACGCUUUGUCUGAUGCCCACCGGGCUCAAAUGCACGAUGGUCUCAAGGAGAGCGAUCCUGAGAUCGCCGCCAUCAUGGAGCGUGAGAUCCAGCGUCAGCGUGAGUCGGUCGUUCUGAUCGCCUCCGAGAACUUCACCUCCCACGCUGUCUUCGAGGCCCUGGGUACCCCCAUGUCCAACAAGUACUCUGAGGGUUACCCCGGUGCCCGUUACUACGGUGGUAACCAGCACAUCGAUGCCAUUGAGAUCACUUGCCAGAACCGUGCUCUCAAGGCUUUCAACCUCGACCCCGCCAAGUGGGGUGUCAACGUCCAGUGUCUGUCUGGCUCCCCCGCCAACCUUCAGGUUUACCAGGCUCUGAUGCGCCCCCACGACCGCCUGAUGGGUCUUGACCUCCCCCACGGUGGUCACUUGUCCCACGGUUACCAGACCCCUGCUAAGAAGAUCUCUGCUGUCUCCACCUACUUCGAGACUUUCCCCUACCGUGUCGACUUGGAGACCGGUAUCAUUGACUACGACACCCUGGAGAAGAACGCCGAAAUGUACCGCCCCAAGUGCCUGGUUGCCGGUACUUCCGCCUACUGCCGUCUGAUCGACUACAAGCGCAUGCGCCAGAUCGCUGACAAGGUUGGUGCCUACCUCAUUGUUGAUAUGGCCCACAUUUCCGGUCUGAUUGCUGCCGGUGUCAUCCCCUCUCCCUUCGAGUACGCCGAUGUUGUCACCACCACCACCCACAAGUCUCUGCGUGGUCCCCGUGGUGCCAUGAUCUUCUUCCGUCGUGGUGUCCGCAGCACCGACAAGACCGGCAAGGAUGUCAUGUACGACCUCGAGAACCCCAUCAACUUCUCCGUCUUCCCCGGUCACCAGGGUGGUCCCCACAACCACACCAUCACUGCCCUGGCCGUUGCCCUGAAGCAGGUUGACACUCCCGAAUUCAAGCAAUACCAGACCCAGGUCAUCAAGAACGCCAAGGCCCUCGAGGAGGAGUUCAAGACCCUCGGCCACAAGCUCGUCUCCGACGGCACUGACUCCCACAUGGUCCUCCUGGACCUGCGCGCCAAGAGCCUGGAUGGUGCCCGUGUUGAGGCUGUCCUUGAGCAGAUCAACAUUGCCUGCAACAAGAACUCCAUCCCCGGUGACAAGUCUGCCCUGACCCCCUGCGGUAUCCGUAUCGGUGCCCCCGCCAUGUCCACCCGUGGUAUGGGUGAGGAGGACUUCAAGCGCAUUGCCCGCUACAUUGACACCACCAUCACCCUCUGCAAGAAGAUCCAGGGUGACCUCCCCAAGGAGGCCAACAAGCUCAAGGAUUUCAAGGCCAAGGUUGCCUCCGACACCGUCCCUGAGAUCCUGGAGCUCCGCAAGGAGAUUGCUGCCUGGGCCAGCACUUUCCCCCUUCCCGUUUAA